AUGAAAUUCGACGCUCGGCUGCGCAUUGAGGCGCGACGUAAAGCAAACGCGAUGACCAAACGAUUGCAGGCUCGUCGUCUCAACAGCAGAGUGGAUGUGACCAACCAGAGGGUAGUCAGCCCUGGUGACAGGGGGAACGUCUUCAGGCGAGCCGGCCGUAGUGGUGCGGCUAAACGACGGCGUGGUAACUUCCAAAAUUUAACCGUCACCGUUGUCGACCAUGGUAACGGCACCGCACAAGUUAAUCGCCUCCCGUAUUUUGGUAUUGGCAAGCAAUUCAACCAACAAGUUAGCAGGCCGGCUCGAUUCGCAAGGAACGGAUUUGCGAAUAAAAAUCUUUUUAUUAGCGCGCUGGAGGAUGUACAAGACCAAUCACCGCCUCGUAUCGUUCGAGCAGCAGGCAUGGCGAUACCUCAUGCUUCCGGCCAGCCGUGCAGUCUUAUUGUCAGCAAUCUGAACGCGACCGUUUCCAAAGAGGAUGUGGAGGAAUUGUUCGGUUCAGUCGGUACCCUGGAACAGGCGUAUUUCUUAAAGCAAGGAAUCGCGAUCGUGGUGUAUUCGAACCGUCUUCAAGCGCAGCAAGCAGUGGCAGAAUUUCAUGGGCGGGAAUUAGACGGCAAGCCGAUCAACUGUGUGCUGAUCGAUGGCGACGACUCUCAGGAGGAUCCGACAAACGUGAUGGAUGAUGAUCCAGAUGUUCAACAACGAGCAAUUUUGCCUGACAGGAAGCUGUUCAACGAGGUAGUAAAGAAAUUCAAGCACUGCCAGCGUAACGUUUCAUUUACUGUGAACUUGUGA
This is a messenger RNA of Soboliphyme baturini, 798 nucleotides long. The record is from the annotation of a GenBank genome assembly. Lineage: Eukaryota; Metazoa; Nematoda; Enoplea; Dioctophymatida; Soboliphymatidae.